Messenger RNA from Lolium rigidum, 3297 nucleotides. Its product is annotated as putative disease resistance protein RGA3. Gene Ontology annotation, molecular function: ADP binding. NCBI's taxonomy places the organism in Eukaryota, Viridiplantae, Streptophyta, Magnoliopsida, Poales, Poaceae. The coding region runs from base 1 to 3297 and encodes 1098 amino acids. Gene Ontology annotation, biological process: defense response to other organism. The transcript is spliced from 3 exons. The record is from RefSeq and is a predicted model, not a curated record.
AUGGCGGUGGUCCUGGAUGCUUUCGCAUCCUACAUCAAGAAUAUGCUCGCGGAGAUGGCAAGAGAAGAGGUGGGCAUGCUGCUUGGAGUCCCUGGCGAGAUUGAUAAGAUGGGCUCUAGGCUUGGCGACCUCAAAAACUUCCUUGCCGACGCUGAUAGAAGAAACAUCACAGACCAGAGCGUGCGUGGGUGGGUGAAGGAGCUCAAGGGCAUCAUGUACCAGGCCACUAACAUCCUCGACCUAUGUCAGCUCAAGGCCAUGGAGAGGGCUCCGUUCACAGCUGACAUGGGGUGCUUCAACCCCUUGCUCUUCUGUAUGCGGAAUCCCCUCUUCUCCCACAACAUUGGCACCCGCAUCAGGAUGCUCAACCAGAGACUGGAUGACAUCUGCAAGAGGGGUGACAAAUUCAACUUCAUCAACCUCGGUUUCUAUGAGGACCAUAAUUACAGGUUGACCUCUCGCCAAGCUGCCAACCGAGAGACAACAGGAGAGAAUGUACAGUCAGGUGUGGUCGGGGAGAAGAUCAAAGAAGACACAAGAGAGCUGGUCGAGAUGCUAAUUGAAAAAAAAGGUAGUAACAACGGGGGCAGCAGCAAUGUCAUGGUGGUCGCCAUCGUGGGUGUGGGUGGGAUCGGAAAGACAACCCUUGCUCGGGAGAUAUUUAACCACGACACUAUAAAGGAGAUGUUUGACAAGACUAUAUGGUUGAGCGUCAACCAGGACACCGACAAGGUUGAGCUGCUCAGGACAGCCAUCACCCUUGCUGGGGGUGACCACUGUGGUGAAAAAGCAAUGACUGUUCUUCAGCCAAGACUUGCGGCUGCCUUGAGAGGCAAGAAGCUGUUCCUGGUGAUGGAUGAUGUGUGGAACCAUGGAGUAUGGGAGGAUUUGCUUGAAGCACCCAUGGUUAAUGCCGUAGCUCGAGGUAGUCGAGUCAUCAUCACUACCAGACAUGACACGGUUGCCAGAGGGAUGAAAGCCUUGCUGCCCUACCAUCAUGUUGACAAACUAGAGGCCAGUGAUGCUUGGUCAUUGCUCAAGAAACAGGUAAUCUCAAGUGAGACAGAAGAAGCUGAGAUUAGUACACUAAAGGAUAUUGCGAUGAAAAUUAUAGCAAAAUGUGAUGGUUUGCCACUUGCAAUAAAAGUUAUGGGAGGACUCCUGCGUCAGCGAGAGAGAAGUAGAGGUGAUUGGGACAAGGUUUUGAAUGAUUCUGCAUGGUCGGUUAUUGGAAUGCCCGAAGAGCUAAACUAUGCUGUAUACCUAAGCUACGAAGAUCUAUCUCCUUGUCUGAAGCAAUGCUUCCUGCAUUAUUCUCUCCUUCCCAAAAAUAUAGUGUUUGGUUAUGACAUUAUUGUUGGCAUGUGGGUCUCCGAAGGAUUUGUUCUAGGAAGCUCAUCAGAUGAUCUAGAAGAAUCAGGAAGGCAAUACUAUAAGGAGUUAAUCAUGCGGAAUUUGAUAGAGCCAGACAGAGGAUAUAUUGAUCAAUAUCAUUGCACCAUGCAUGAUGUUGUCCGCUCGUUUGGUCAAUACGUGUCUGGAGAUGAAGCACUAGUAGCCCAAAGUGGAGAAACUGGUAUUAUUAGUAGACUUAGUUCAGAGAAGUUUUUUCGGCUGUCCAUAGAAACAGGAGGGUCUGAAUCAGGUGAAUUACAGUGGAGGAUGUUACAAGCACAGAAAUCUUUGAGAACACUAAUAUUAAUUGGCCAAUUCAAGAUUAAGCCUAGUGAUACAUUGAUUGCUUUUUCAAGUCUACGGAUUCUGCACAUACAAGAUGCAAAUUUUGCUGCAUUGGUUGACUCUUUAUAUCAACUCAAGCACUUGAGGUAUUUGUCCAUAAGAUAUGCUGAUAUAUCUCGACUACCAAAAAACAUCGGCAAGAUGCAAUUUCUGCAACUUAUUAGCCUCAGAGGAUGUGGAAGUUUCAAGAAACUUCCAGAUGGCAUUGUAAAUCUAGGGAAAUUGAGGUACCUUAGCCUUACUGGCACAAGUAUGAAUGCCGGCAUACCUAGGGGGUUCCAUGGCUUAACAAAUAUAAGGAAACUAUAUGGUUUUCCAGCCCAUAUUUGUGGUCAUUGGUGCAGUUUGGAAGAGCUGGGCCCUCUUUCCCAGCUCAGGGAUCUUGCAAUACAGGGUUUGGAGAAUGUAUCUCGUACCUCGUUUGCCGCAAAGGCUAGACUUGGUGACAAGUUGCAUCUUACCUAUUUGAAGUUAGAGUGUGGCAGUACAGUAGGGCAUGAUAGGUUUGGCAUAGAUGAAGCAGGCACUUCUGAGGAUCAGCAGAGAGGAAUAGAGGAGGUGUUUGAUGAGUUAUGCCCUCCAUCUAGCUUAGAUUACCUUGAUAUUGGAGGAUAUUGUGGUCAACGGCUCCCAAGGUGGAUGAUGUCACCCGCAGCAGCGGUUACCCUCAAGAGCUUGAGGUUUCUAACGAUGGAUGACCUGGAUUGUUGUACCCACCUCCCAAAUGGCUUAUGUCAGCUCCCCUGUUUGCAACUGCUGCAGAUUGACCAUGCUCCAUUCAUCAAGCAUGUGGGCAAUGAGUUCCUACAGUCCAGCCAUGAUCGUCAUCGCCAUCAUUCAUAUGGAGUGGAGGUGGCAUUUCCGAGAUUGCACAAACUGGAGUUGAUUGGAAUGGUGGAAUGGGAGGAGUGGGAGUGGGAAAUGCAACCAGAUGUGAAAUCCAUGUCUGUCUUGGAGGAGCUUCAGCUGGAUACUUGCAAGCUGAGGCGUUUUCCUCCAGGGCUCACCUUCCAUGCGAGGGCCUUGAGAAAGCUGGGUGUACACAAUGUCCAGCACCUCAACUCCUUGGAGGACUUCACUUGCGUUGUGGAGCUUGAUGUCUUUCACAACCCAAACCUAGAGAGCAUCACAAACCUCCCAAGAUUGCAGAAGCUUACCAUUGUGAACUGCCCAAGGCUGAAGGCACUAGAGGAUGUGCCUGAGCUCUUGAGACUUGAGCUAGAGGAUUACCGCAUGGAGACGAUCCCCAUGUAUCUAUGGAGUGUAAAAACAAGGCAUUUACUGCUGGAUUGCAGCCUAGCGCUGCUCAGCUCCAUGGUCACGGAAAGAUCUGGCUUAGGGAUGGACAAGGUAAUUAGCGGCGCACAUCAUGUCAAAGCCUAUGCACGCAAUGGACAGGAACAAAGGAAAUGGUACAUACUGUACACACGGGUACCCUACAGCUUUGAGACCAAUAUAUCUCGCUGCUCUCCAAAUCCUCAAGCGGAUGAAGAGGAGGAACAAGUUUGCAGAAGAACACCGUCCCAAGCAAAAAAGAAGGUCCGCAGAAGAAGAUGA